AUGAAGGUCUUUGUAUUCGCCGCCACGGGAGCACAGGGAUCUAGCGUCUGCAAGUACGCUUUGGAUGCGGGCUAUCAAGUAUACGGUCUCACCAGAACCCCAUCAUCUACCAAGGCCAAAGCCCUCGCCACUUCCGGUGUCCACGUUGUUCAAGGUGACAUGGCAGACCCUGCUUCCUACACCUCUCACCUCAACGGACAGGCAUUCGACGCUGCCUUCAUCAACACCGACUUCUUCUCCAAGUUUAUUCCCAACGGGGGUGAUUCCCUUGCCGCGCAGAAGGGCGAGGUUGAAGAGGGCAUCGCCGCUGCAGAUGCCUGUAUCGCGGCGGGUGUCAAGCACAUCAUCUACUCGACCUUGGACGAAGUGGCUGAAGGUGCUUGUGCACACUUCGAGUCCAAGGCUGCCGUAUCCAAGUAUAUCCAGGAGAAAAAGUACCCUUACACCAACCUCUACGUCUCCAGCUACUACUCCAACUUCACCAAACGCGGCAUGCUCCACCGCAUUUCUACCGAGGAUGGGGGCCAGAGAUGGGUUGUCGACUACUUCUCGCCGGAUGAUACCGAGAUCGCGACUUAUGCGGACGAGGAGACGGGACUGUGGGUCUUGGAGGCGUGGAAGAAUCCUGAGAAAUGGAUCGGCAAGUCUCUCUUAGGCAAAGACAUGCACGCCUGCUCCGAGUUCUUGACGAUUGCCGAAAUGGCCGACAUCCUCACUCGAGUUACUGGCGUCCCCGUCGGCACUCCCCAGAUCACCAAAGAAUUCUUCUACAGCGACGCACACAAGCAAGCCCUGGGUGAAGAAAUCUGGGCCUCUAUGAAGGGUGUUCAGCGAGACAUCGAGGCUAGCAAGCAAGUCGUGCCCAACCCGAUGACCAUGGAGGUCUGGGCCCGCCAAAGCUCCGAGCUCAGGAAGCUGCUCGGGAUUUAG
Cryptococcus amylolentus CBS 6039 is the source of this 930-nucleotide messenger RNA. RefSeq lists its product as hypothetical. The transcript is spliced from 5 exons. The record is from RefSeq and is a predicted model, not a curated record. The coding region runs from base 1 to 930 and encodes 309 amino acids. Lineage: Eukaryota; Fungi; Basidiomycota; Tremellomycetes; Tremellales; Cryptococcaceae.